AUGGUGCUGUGUCUGGCCAUGGACUCCAGGGAGGAUGGAGACAGCUGGAUGGAAGACCAGUGGGAGAAAUGGCUAACUCAUGAUAUGAGUCUGGAUGAGUAUGAAGACGAUGACCUGUCUGAGGUGACGGAGAUCACAGAUGAGAACGGAGGCAGUCUGAGCCACAGUGACUACGACAUUCAAGGUCACGUGACCGAGCCGGCCAAUGGCAGCACGGAUUGGGUCCCUCGGAGGGGGGCGGUGGAGCUGCAGGCCGAGAUGCUCCAGCUGGACCUGAUAGAUGCGGAGGGAGGAGGGACCCAGGAAGAAGCGGAGGAAGAGAGGGAGGACGAGAGGGAGAGGCUGCUACUGCUCAUCGAUGAGCGCAAAGAGGGAGAGCGGGCAGCAGGGCGGCCCGCCGCAGAGCCACCGCUGAGGGACCUGGACCCCCCCGCCCUCGUUGCCAUGGAUACAUACCGGCCCAAAAGACCCACCACCCUGAAUCUGUUCCCGCAGGUGCCGAGGACUCAGGACACCAUAAAUAAUAACUCGUUUGGCGAAAAGGACAGAAGGAAAGAGAAGAAAAGUCAUUCAUCCUCACCACACAUAAAAGGGGACCUGCCUCCUAAACCUGAGCAGGUUAGCCAGACCGAUGGGGACAAAGUCCAGGCAAGCGCCCGGGUGGACGCCAAGCCCCGCACAGCUGGUUCUUCCGCGCACAAAGCUCCAGGCUCUGCAUGCAAGAAGCAGGACAAGCCUUCUGAGUCUGUGGUCAACAACAUUCGUAGCACUCAGCCCUCCACACACACAGACAUGCGGGAUAUGCCCAGGGAUGGGACCCUGAUAGAGGGGCUCCAUGACGUGGGGACAGUCAGCAAACAGAAGGCCCACUACCAUACUCUGAAUGGCUGCCGGGACCAAGUUCAGUACCCUGGAGAAAAUGGGUGUACGCACCAACAUCCGACAGACAAAAACAAGGACUAUCGCUCGUUGGAGGGGAGCAAGGAGACGACGCAGGAGAUCCACCUGACGCCUGUGAAUGGAGAGCAGGAAAGGCCUUUCUUGUCCCAGAGCAGUGACAGCAACCGCAUGUCCAUCAGUUCAGACACGGAACUUCCACCCUUGCAUUUCCAUCCCCUGGCAGGUCGCACUAACCCAUCCAUCAGCGAGGAGGACGAAGUCUACCCGCCGACGCCCCCUUGCAGGACUGACAGCCUCAGUGAGGUAACAGACCCUGUUGCAAAGACAGGGACAGGGGAUAAAGCAGCUGCUGUAAACACAGCAGUAAGCAAAGAUGCUUCAGGACUAACAUACGACUCAGUGAAGUACACCCUGGUGGUGGACGAGCAUGCUAAAUUGGAACUGGUUAGCCUUAAGCAGUGUUACCAGGGUUACGAAAGUGACAGCGACAAUACGGUCUAUGAGUCGGCCAUCGACGAGGAUGAGGAGGAGCACGAUGUGGACGAUGAGGAGGAAGAGUCGGGCGCAGGAGGCAUCAACAGAGACACUUCCAGUUUGUCGGUAGACUCUGCUCCUGACAUCACGUCAGACAUGCCGCGUUCACGCAAGUUCCUCAAUGUCUUUGUGAACAGACGUCCGCGUUUUUCUGGUGCUGAAGCUUUUGGUAUUUUCUCCUGCAUUAUCGAUGGUGAAGAGAGAGAGCAGAGCCACAGGGCAGUGUUCAGAUUCAUGCCACGUCAUGAGGAUGAGCUGGAGUUGGAGGCAGAUGACCCUUUGCUGAUGGAGGUACAGGCAGAGGAUCUGUGGUGUGAGGCUUACAACAUGCGCACUGGCUCCAGGGGCAUCUUCCCCGCUUUAUACGCCGUCAAAGUCACAAAGGACGUACAGCCCAAAGAGGUGAAGAGUGACUGGCUAGACUCCUUCUGGUUGAAAUUCCUGGGCUCUGUCCAAGUACCGUAUCAUAAAGGGAAUGAUGUGCUCUGUGCAGCUAUGCAGAAGAUUGCCACAAACAGAAGAACAACAAUGCAGUUCAGUCCUCCGUCGGCCUGCAUCGUAGAGAUCAGCAUAAGAGGAGUGAAAAUCAUCGUUCAGGACGACUGUCAGACCGCAGAAGGGGGUGACAAGUACUGUCACUUCUUUCAGCUGAAAAACAUUUCCUUCUGUGGAUGCCAUCCAAAGAACAGCAAGUAUUUUGGACUAAUCACCAAACACCCAGCGCACCAGAGGUUCGCCUGUCACGUGUUCUUCUCAGAGGAACAUGCCCCACAUCUGGCUGCCUCUGUGGGGAAAGCAUUUCAGCAGUUCUACAAAGAACACAUGGAGUAUUCCUGCCCCACAGAAGACAUCUUCCUCGAAUGACCCUUGCUCUGUUGCGUCCUUUUGCACUACUGUAUACACUACUAUAUAAGGUGUUGCAUGAUGGGUUACAAAAAUCUCUUGACAUGUCAUGCUAUGAUGUUAAUGUCUAUUUUAGACAAAGCGUAAAAUUAAAAAGACACAAUAUGUGUUAACAAGGCUGUCGCUGGCUUUGAACACCCAGAAAAGGCCCGAGGCCAUGCCGAGUGUCUGAGGCCGAGUGUCCACCAGGAUUUUAAAAGGCACUGACCAUAUUUUGAGGGCAUUGUACGUUAUUUAACACCAGUGCCAUGCUCUUUAUUCAUCUGUUCGAAGCACAAUGCCUAAUUUAUGCAGAGAAAAUACAAAUAACCGAAAAAUGUAAACACUGAAACCGUGAAUCGAGGCCCUUUUGUGAUUUUUACCCAGUAAUGAAGCAAAUUUGCAGAGGCCUGAGAUGCAGUUAAAGUUUAGCUUACUGAGUGUAACUCUUAAUCCCGCCUCACUUACACCUUUGGGUCAAACACACGUCUAGUUUAAGGCGAAAGGACAUCUGCUGGAAUGCUAGUAAAUGCUAUUUAGCUAGUAUGCUAGCAGAUUUAUGGCCCGUUUUACACCAACAUCUCUUCCUUUUUUCCCCCUGAAUGUUGCUCAAUCUCAUCGUGUUCAGAGUUGAUGUGCUUCAGUACUGAAAUCUGUGGAACGGCCUAAAGUGCAAAGAGGCCAGAUCUCAGUGAUCUGUCGAUUUAAGUAUGUAGCCAUGACAACCAAAUAUUUUUCUUUCUUUUUUUAUGCAGUGUAUCACAUGUAGUGCUUUCUGUAAGUAACAGUGGACACAAUAUCUGUUGUUUUGUCUCCAGUACAUUGGCUAUGAAACAAAACAGCUUGGUUAGCUUUUUUAAUUCCAUUAUCAUUCAGUAACUACAUGGAAAACGACUCGUGCUGGCUGAGUUGAUUCAAGGUGAAGACUGGAAGCCUAGAACUGCUGGCACGUCCUGCCUUUUCAAAGGGCUGAAGCGACGGCUUCUAUUUGAGGGUAUUUGCCUGCAUUCUGGAUUAACUAUAGUGAAAUCAUUACAGCCUCUAAACAUGCGGACCAAAGAAGUCUCAGUGUCCGUAAAGAAGGUCAAAACUCUGACAUUCUGUGUCAGAUGUGCCAAAGCACCUGUUUGGCACACUGUUCAGAAGAAACGGGAACACAUGGUGGGAUUAGCACCUAGUAGGCCACAUUAAAGGAUGACCGAAGAAUGCUCUCCGUUAUGAAGAACCAUCCACGAUGUGACCACUGGUGAUCCUCAACAUAUUGCUGAAAAGAUCAUAAAAGGCCUGAACAGCUUUGGGGCAGUUUCUCACAGAGAUGGAGAGAAGACGAACUUGAACUUGAACCUCAGCGAUGGAACGAGGAGGAACCAUCUCAUCUGUGAAACACACACAGGGCCUGUUCAGCUGUAGUCGCGCUGAUGAUGUCACUGCAUCGUUGGGCUUAGUUGCUCACCCAAAAACAUUUUACUGAAGCAGCUUCGCCCAAUGUAGGACACAAAUCUCCUCAAAGCUGACGUUCCGCACUGAAGGGGAAUUCCACCUGUUUUCAAAACUUGAGCAUAAUUUGGUGCUUGUGAUGUAAACAAAGUCAUUCGGAGUGGUCUGGUGUGAAAUGGUUCACUCAAAAGAAACUAACUGACCUAGAUUUCUUUACAGUGGUGGUGAUAGGAACCAGGGGUCACAACACAAAUAUAGCCAGUUUAUGAACUAUCCAAACCCACCAGCGUUUUUAUAUUAUGAUAUGAGUUUAAUAUGAGUUUUUAUAUCGAAAAUCUGCAUGAGAUGAAAAAACAUUGACUUAUAAUGGAAGAUAGUCUAAAUUACUUUUUUUAAAAGUCAUUUUAGUCCAUUUCUGUUGGUCUGUUUAUCAUAAAAAUGUACCAUAAUGCGAAGCACAGCAUGAAUUUUCAAAUUAUGCAAAGAAGUCGAGAAACGACAGAAACAGAGAAGAACAGUUAUUGUGCGACAGCGAUGAUGGGUAAUACUGAAGAUGGUUAAAUAGUGGUUCAUCUAAAGGAACGUUUUCUUUGGGACUGUGUACAAUACAGCACCCUGCAUGGACCUCUCCACCAUGAAUGGCUAAAAACCAUCACCACUGUGAACAAUUCUGACUCUAGAAAGGAGCAUUUCACACCAAAUCGCUCUGAAUGACUGAGAUGCCUGCAUAUUCAGCACUUAGUUAUGCAGAAAUGUUUUAAAAAUCUGUGAAAUUCCCCUUUUUAACCCGUUAAUCACUGUUUAGUUUCAAACCCAGUGCGCUGGAGUACCGGGCCACCAACUGUGUCACCAAAUGCUGUACUUACAAACUGCACUCUACGUUAUAAGCAUAGAAUAAUCUGAAGAGGAAAUAUUUUCUUUUAAAUGAUAUUAUUUAAGAGUCAUAGUAAAUAUAUAAUGGAGGGUGAUGUACAGUGUUGAAAAUAGUACAAAAAAAAAAGAAAAAUCCCUCUUAUCAUGAUGGAAUAUGGUGAAUAUGUUAUUUAUACAGGACGUGUACUGAGUGUCCUCCAAAGU
Pygocentrus nattereri (red-bellied piranha) is the source of this 4830-nucleotide messenger RNA. RefSeq names its product mitogen-activated protein kinase 8 interacting protein 1a (gene mapk8ip1a). The record is from RefSeq and is a predicted model, not a curated record. Gene Ontology annotation, biological process: regulation of JNK cascade. The transcript is spliced from 12 exons. Gene Ontology annotation, cellular component: cytoplasm. Gene Ontology annotation, molecular function: protein binding. Lineage: Eukaryota; Metazoa; Chordata; Actinopteri; Characiformes; Serrasalmidae. The coding region runs from base 1 to 2298 and encodes 765 amino acids.